Molecule: messenger RNA, 2758 nt
Organism: Danio aesculapii
Lineage: Eukaryota; Metazoa; Chordata; Actinopteri; Cypriniformes; Danionidae
Product: cAMP-regulated D2 protein
Exons: 9
Coding region: 310-2283 (657 amino acids)
Molecular function (GO): cholinesterase activity
Source: RefSeq, a predicted model, not a curated record
CAGAAUGGACGACAAUCAUGGCUUAAGUGCUUGUGACUGAUGUCGUGAAAACUUCCUUGUGCACAAGUGUGCGAGAGAGACUGAAGGAAACAUUUGGGAAUGUGGGUCAGUCUAACUCAUUGAUGUCACAUGAAACUCAACAGUCGUAUUCCUCUACAAGCAACUCUUACACUCAAGACAAACGACAGGAUACAACAGGGGAUUUUUAUAGCGUAAAACUUUCUGUGUGUGGAUUUUUAAGCAUCUGAGAUCCUUCUGAUGAAGUGAGUGGAACUAUUUAACUAUUCUAAUUGGAUAUAUGUUGACAUUAUGGGUUCAUUUUGUACAACUUCGAUAUUGGUUGCACUACUUUCAAUGACGGCAGUUUCAAAAGGAAGAGAAGAACAUAAACCUCAACAAAAAAGCUUCAGUGUAGACACUGAGCCUCGGACAAUGAUGUUCAACAUCCCAAACAUUGAACAAAAUAGAAAACACGAGAUCGCGUUGAAUGAUGCUUUUCUAGAGGAGUCUUUAAACUUAAUCAAGAGUCUUGAGUUUUAUGCUAAUGCUGAUGAUACUGGUUUGGUUGAAUCCACGUCUGAUUCAACUAAUUUUGUACAUCAGGGUCCUAAGAUGGAUAUUACUGUGCAUGAUGACACAAAUAAAGCAGAAAGUAUAUUGAAUUCAUUGGAUAAUACCUCUUCUGACGGUCUGGAGGACGCCUCUGGUGCAGAUCCAGUGGUCGUCACACUUCUAGGCCGUGUUCGUGGUCUGACUUUGGAUAAAGCUCAUGUGUUUUAUGGGAUCCCGUAUGCCGACCCUCCUGUGGGAGACAAACGCUGGGCUCCUCCUUCACCACUUUCACCUUGGUCGUACACGUAUAAUGCGACAUUUCCCCGUCCUGCGUGUAUGCAGAUGUGUACUGGUGAGUUCUCUCGGCUGUGUCCUCCUGAGGUUAGUGAGGACUGCCUUUACCUAAAUGUGUUUGUUCCUGUGAGUGCCAACCUGUCCCUGCCAAAAGUAACAGCACUCCCAGUAAUGGUGUGGAUUCACGGCGGUGACUUUAUCGCUGGCUCCGCCUCCAAACCUUUGUAUGAUGGACGCUUCAUCAGUAACUACAGCAACACAGUUGUUGUGAAUAUGGAAUAUCGUCUUGGUGCUUUUGGCUUCUUAGUCACAGGCAAAGAUCCUGAGAGCUCUGCAGUGGGGAAUUAUGGGAUUCUAGACCAGCAGGCAGCAUUGCGAUGGGUCCAAGAAAACAUUGCAGCUUUUGGAGGAGACCCAAAUAAGGUUACUCUGUUUGGCGAGAGCGCAGGAGCCCAAUCGGUGAGUCUCCAUCUGAUGAUGCAGGGCAGCGAGACUUUGUUUAGACAUGCAGCCAUACAGAGUUUACCAUUCUCACUGCCACUGAAAACCAGAUGGGAUGCUAUGAAACUGGGCUGGGAUUUUGCUAAACUAACUAACUGCUCAGCAUUUGAUCUGCCAUGCAUGCGCUCUCUCAGCUCACAUGAUGUACUUAACGCCCAGGUCGAAUCAGGUUCUAAGAUCAUCAAUCCCUUCCGUUUCCUGGAGGUUUUUGAGACAUGGGGGCCAUUCAUUGAUGGACAGCUGAUCCUGGAACAGCCAAUCACAGCCUUCCAAAAAGGCCACUGGCAGAGUUAUAAGCCUGUUAUACUAGGUACAACUUCUGAGGAGGGGGUGAUGUUUGUAUACAGAAAUUUCAACAAAUCCGUGUCAAUGCUGGAAUGUGUCCUCUACACUGCUGCCAUUUUUAAGCAACAUGCGCUAAAAAUUCUGCACAAAUAUAUUCCUUUCUUUCGAAAUCAGGACAGACGAGUGAUGCUUUCACAGAUGGUGACAGACUACGUGUUUCUGUGUCCGGCUAGACAGUCUGCACGUUCUGGAGUUCAAGUAGGCGGAGCUGUUUGGAUGUAUGUAUUUGAUCACGCCCCAUCUGAUCCCAAUAUAUGGGCGGAGCUUACAUUCUGCUACAAUCAUACCUGCCACGGGGCGGAGCUUCCCUUUCUUUUUGACUCCGCCCCCAGCACUAACUUCACACUUACACCUCAAGAGCGUCUCCUGGCCAAUCGGAUGGCCUGUUACUGGGGGAUGUUUGCCCACACGGGGGACCCAAAUUCUAGAGGUGAACAAACACAUUUCUGCAGACAGCAGAGGCUGCCUGUUUGGCCAAGGUACACAGAUAUUGGGGGCUGGACCAUCCUAAACCUGACUCUACAGUCUCACCCUCAACAUGGCAACAGGGACCAUUUCUGUGACUUCUGGGACCGACUGGACAUUUAUUGAGGGUAGGAGAUAGAGAUGGGGCAAAUAACACAAUUUAAGGAUCUAUAGCUAACAAUUUUCAUAAACCUUAGCUUUUAUUCUGUAACUUUUUGCUAUUUUUAUUUGGAAUUUUAACAUAUUUAAUCAGUGACGGGGCCAGUAUAUUAACAAACUAUUAUUUUCAAAGUAGGGUUGGGCGAUGUCGACCAAUUUGGCAUCGUACGAUGUCUAAUGUGAAACAUUGCGAUGGACGAUGGCAUCGUCGUCGUAGGCAGCGGUGAAUUAUUUAUGAAUAAUGAAUUAAUUCAUAACGAAUUAAUUAUUUGUAGCCUACCGUUUCAACUACCUGAACCGCAUAGUCUUUGUUUUACCUGUAACCAACUCAUAAAUAAAGAGAAGUUACACACAAAUUGCCACCUGUCAAUCACUUUUUCUGCGGGACUCUGGCAUGAAUAGGCAGAGUGAUCUAUGUCAUUAUAAUGGCGUCCACAAACUU